UUGCUGCAGCCUGGAGUCGAGCACAGCUGCCCGGGUACGACCAGAGGCAAACAUCACUGACUGUGCAGUUAAACACGAACCGCAAGCUGCUGUAAUCUGGACACAAUAACAAGACAAAUAACCGAGAAAGCCCUCCGGUGAAAUUGAAUUAAACCAAAGCGUAUCUGUCCCUUCUCUAUUUUGGUUCUGACCAAGUGGGUAUUGUUCUACAAAUGGAUAAUGGAGACUGGGGCCAUAGGAUGAGUUCUCCUGUUACCUUGAACGUGGGAGGUCACAUGUACACCACCAGUUUAUCUACCCUGCAGCGCUAUCCAGACUCCAUGCUGGGUGCAAUGUUCCGGGGAGAUUUCCCCACUACUCGCGAUUCCAAAGGGAAUUAUUUCAUUGAUCGUGAUGGGACACUUUUUCGGUACAUCCUGAACUUUCUGCGGACGUCUGAGCUUACCCUUCCUGCCGACUUCACAGAGACAGACCUACUAAGGAAAGAGGCGGACUUCUACCAGAUCGAACCGUUGAUCCAUUGCCUUCAUGACCCCAAGCCUCUGUACCCUCCCGACAUCUAUGAACAGGUCGUGGAGCUCUCAAGCACUCGGAAACUUUCAAAAUAUUCAAAUCCAGUCGCUGUUAUCAUCACACAGCUAACCAUAACUACAAAAGUUCACGGCCUGCUGGAAGGUAUUUCCAACAACUUCACAAAGUGGAGCAAACACAUGAUGGACACCAGAGACUGCCAGGUGUCGUUCACCUUCGGACCAUGUGACUAUCACCAAGAGAUUUCACUAAGGGUUCACCUCAUGGACUACAUCAUGAAACAAGGAUUCACCAUCCGCAACACCCGUGUGCAUCAUAUGAGUGAGCGUGCAAACGAGAACACGGUGGAGCAUCACUGGACUUUCUGUAGACCAGCUCGCAAAGUUGAAGACUGAGUUAAAGCACAGUUGUUGUGCGUGACACUGCUGUUUGAUUUGACUUUAUAUUACCCAUGUCCUGUUUAAACAACACAUUUUGAAAUCUGUUGCAAAUGUCUGUGUCACUAGUAAUAAUUUAUUUUUCUUUUGACCAAGGUGGUACAGUGGGACAAGGCUCAAAGUCCAGGCAAAUGGCAUAAAAACUGUGGAAAAUAGGAAUUCUCUAUUUAUUCACCUCCAAUUGCAAGAAGACUUUCUUAGUUGUACUACCACUACUUAAAAAAUGUCCUAAUUGACGACUAUGAGUAUAAAGAUUUUUGUUUGAAGCAGAAAGACCCCAUAUACAAGAGCAAUGAUUUUUAUUUUAUUGUAUUUAUAAAGGGACACAAGAAUACCCCAGAUAUGCUCAAAUGUGGAAAUCUUGCUUUUUCAAGGAAUAGUUUUGAUCAAAUGUGGUUUAAUAUCGGCAAAAUGUUAUUCCGAAUUCAAGAAUAAUUGAUUAUUAACAGGUAGUCAUGCUUUAAGACUGCCUACACAUAAUGGUAUAAAAUCUACAUCUUAACAUCAAGUUGACUUAUGAUCCCAAUUUUAAGGGGAAGGGGGAUAUUGUAAAAUGAUUGUUCCUCGUACAUAAGCUGUCUUGGUCAUGUUUUGGACUGCAGACACUAAACAAAUAACUGUUUUGAAUCCUGAGUUGUCAGGAGUGAACCUUUUUUUCAUAAUAAAUUAUGAUUAUCUUUAGCCCAAUUUAUAGUAGAUCUUAAAUAAGUUUCUUACCUGUCUUAUCUCCUUGUAUGGUACUAUAAUUGAAGACCUCUCGUCAUUGUUGCAUGUGUCUGAGGGUCUUGUGUUUGUAUAUGUAGUUGUGGGCUUUGCAGUAUUAUGUCAUACUGUUACAGUUUAGAGCCCAUAUCAACAGUGAUGUGUUUGAUCAUUCCAGCCAAAAUAAAACAUGUAUUUGUCAGUUA
Molecule: messenger RNA, 1876 nt
Organism: Trematomus bernacchii (emerald rockcod)
Lineage: Eukaryota; Metazoa; Chordata; Actinopteri; Perciformes; Nototheniidae
Gene: kctd6b
Product: potassium channel tetramerization domain containing 6b
Exons: 3
Coding region: 213-926 (237 amino acids)
Biological process (GO): protein homooligomerization
Molecular function (GO): protein binding
Source: RefSeq, a predicted model, not a curated record